AGGAAAUGUCGGGUCUAGCCUCCAUCCUGUCCUCCUACCUCCCCUGCUGCGUCUCCAACCACCUCUACAUCAUCUCCCUCUCACUACUAAUCUGGAAACUAGCCCACCUUGACCACGACCUAUCUGUAUUAUGGGCCACUCUAACCUACCCUUCUUGGAGACUACAACGGUAUUUCUCUGGUAAAGUUAUCUGGAUAACUGGUGCCUCCUCCGGUUUGGGGAGAGCACUAGCUCUGCAGCUCUCAAACUAUCCCUGUAAGAUAGUGUUGUCAGCUAGACGGGCUGCUGAGCUGACUAAAGUUAAAGCCGAGUGUGAAGAUAAUGGAGCAGACCCUGAGAGCGUCAUGGUGUUGCCGAUGGAUUCUCUGGAAUUUGGCAAGUUGCCAGGUUUGGUGAGUGAAGUGUUGGAGAGGUUUGGUACGAUUGAUAUCCUGGUUAACAAUGCAGGCAGGUCCCAGCGCUCCUUAGCAGAAGAUACAGAACUAGCUGUAGAUAAAGGUAUCAUGGAGCUCAACUAUUUCGGGUAUGUAGCUCACACUAAAGCAGUGUUACCCACCAUGAUCGCUAAUAAAACUGGGACUGUAGUGGCGCUCAGUAGUUUAACAGGUAAAAUGGGAACACCCUGUAGUACAGCGUACGCCGCUAGUAAACACGCCGUCAUGGGCUUCUUCUCCUCGCUGAGAAUGGAGCUGUACUCGCACGGAAUAAACGUGUGCACAGUGUGUCCGGGACCAGUGAGGAGCAAUAUCUCCUUACACUCCUUCACGGAGGAUGUGACGAAGGAGUAUAACCAGGAUGUCCAGGAUGUAGGGAGGAAGCAGGAGACAGACAGGUUCGCGUAUCUGAUGUCUGUAGCGCUGGCGGCACGUGUUCCUGAGAGUUGGAUUAGUAUUCAGCCUUAUCUUUUGUUGACUUAUAUUGCACAGUAUUUACCCUCGGUUUAUCAAUCUUUUCUCUUUUCAAGAGGUGCACAAAAGAGGAUCAAGAAGUUUAAGAAUAAAGAGUGUCUUUACUAAAAUGUUGUUAAAUCUUCAUAUUUUCUUCGAUCUUGAUGUAACUUUAGAAAUUUGAUCGUGUUUAAUCUUUUUUUAGUUUAUCCCAGAGUUUUGUUAAAUUAGAUUUUGUGUGUUUUUAUCUAAAUAAUAUAUUUCUAUUGAAUUGAUUAUUGACUCUCUAUUAUCGUACUACGAAUUCUGUCACAUUAAAACAGUAACUUGAUACUCCAACCGCGCCCCAACCUUGUCUUGGAUAAUAUGACGAUAGUGACGAGUUUUGUGUAAUGUUACUCCUUCGCGUGAGUUUUUCUUACAUUGAAAUAAUUGAAUAGUCGAUGUAUAUAAUUGUGUUAUUCGACCUUAACAAGUUUAAACGGUGACCUUUGUUAUCAAUUUGUUAUAUAUCUGGGGCUCUUUUAUUUUGUUGGUUGAACUAUAUUGUAAUGUGUUGAGGGUAUUUGAACUUAAUAAUAUCAGAUAACAUUGUUUUGCUGACUAAUAAUUCAAAUGUACUUGUAUAAUAUGCAGUACGUAUGUCGUAUAAUAUGCAAUACGCAAUCGCUUGUUUUAAUAAAUAAUAGCAAGAUAUCGAUAGGAUUCUUUGUAAUGAUAUGUAUAUCACACUCUGUCUUUAACUGAAUUGCUAACAUCACUAAUAUUUUCCGUCAAGGUGAUUUUAUGUCCGGUUUUUAUGGAAUGUGAAAUAUUUGCCAUCCUUCCCAAAGAUGUGAACGUCAACGGCAACACAGUCGAGCACAAAGAUGUCAAACUAGAGUUCAACGGCGUAUUUCACCCGGAACAGACCUCCAGAUUCUCCAGCUACCUGACUGAGCGAUGUUUGUCUCAAGUGCUAGUGGGUCGGAAUGUUACCCACUUCCUGGUAGAUAGUUCCCUGGACCACUUCCUGAGUUUGUGUAAAGAGAUAGUGUCCACUUCGUUGGAGGAAUGCAGCAAGUGCAAAGUUUCUGGGUAUUAUGUCCAGAGUGAUGCGAGAUGCUUGCUGUCUGGAUCUUCACAACCGUUAGCUUUUCAAGCGGACUGGGGUGCCAACCCAUUUCAGAGACAAGCCGUGCAAGAAGUUAAAUCUGCCGGUGAGUUUGAUGCUAAGGUCACUUCUUUGGUUCAGGAAAAUGUUCCAAGUUCGUUUGAAACACUAUGUCUUACGAUUGGUUUCGAGAUUAUUCCACCAUCUGGUGGUGCUAAUAUCACCAAGCUGUUUCCAGAACUAUCUGUUGUCAUGAUACAUUCUGAUCACAUGUACAUAACCAAGAUGAUAACAGAUGUUUCUAAGUUAUCAGACCAGUUUUCUGGUAAGAUCAUUUCAUCUUCCCUAUCAGCAAACAGUGUCGGGUUUUAUCUUGGUAACAAUUUCCACUGUUCAGCUACUUUCAACAUCAAGUCGUUAGUAAACUUUAAAUCCCAACUUUCCCUCGCUAAAUCCAUGAAACAGAUUAAAUCCUAUCCCAUGGUUAAUGAUGUGUACAGUAAGAGUCUUCUCCGACAGAUAAUGUCAUCCCAAAAACAGGAUGAACCUUUAGAUGCGUCCAUCGUGAAAACCUUGAAAAGCGAUCUACAAAUAAUGGCGAAAGACAACGUCCGGUUGAUCGGAGAGAACGAAGGUUUGCACAAGAGAAUUGACACUGUCGCCAUCGAGUUGAACAAUUUGUUGGGCAGUAAACAAGUAUUAUCAGAUGAAGUUCGUCAAAAGUUAACAAACGAGCAGGAGAUCUACAACAAGCUUACGGAGAUGGCAGUCGAGAAAGUGAAGCUCAAGGAUAUGUCCGAAACGAAGAGAUAUGAACUAAUGAACAAGAUCUUCAGCCUGGAAAAUGACUUGUUAAACGCGCAAAUACACGCGGAGGAAUGGAAAUCAAAGUACGAGGAGACGAGCAAUGAUAAAAGUCAGUUGGAAGCCUUAAAAAAUGAUUUACAAGCGGAGUAUAUUACUCUGAAGACAAACCAUCACACGUCGGUCAGCAAACAGACUGGUCUGGAGCGACAGUGCGAGCAGUUGAGUUUGGAACUAGUUCAACUCCAUAUGGAGCAUGAGGAACUCGCCAAUUUGCGAGGGAAAGGGUCGUUUACAUCUUUAUCGUCACUUCCGGAAAUCAAAAAAACUCCCUCAAAUCUGAGCCGGGUUGAGAGUAACUUCAACUCGAUGGAAGGAAUGAGAGUGGCUCUUGAGGAGCAAAAACAGGCAGCCAAUUCUGAGAGAAAUAAACUGUUGCAGGAGAUUAUGAACCUAAAAUCUGAGCUGAGUGGCAUGGAGGAGAUGAGAGUGAAAAAGGAGCAACAACGGGAGUUGUUACAACGCUCUCUGACAUUACAGCAAGUCAAUGAAACUCAUAAGAAGAAGAUAGAAGCUCUUGAGAAUAGACUUUUUGUUACUGUUCAAUCAAAGGAGGACACGGUGGAAGAAUUGGAUAGGCUGAAAGCUUGCAAUAAUGCUACAUCGAUCGUGAACACCAAACUUGAAGCAGAAAAUGUUGCCCUUAGACUGAAACUUAGGAACGCUGUCGAGGAGUAUCGUGUUAGGCUGGACUGCUACAUUAAGGACACAGAAAAGUUCUUAAAUCGGAAAAACCCAACCGCUCAACUACAAUCCCAUGUGACUAAGAUGGUGGACGACUUCAAGAAAUCUCAUGCUGGAAAAGAGGCGGAACUGCUUGAAGAAGUGAACAGUGCAAAGUCGGAUCUACUGGAGACACUGGAAAAAUACCAUAAACUAGAGUAUGAGUAUUCUCAGGUUUCUAAUGUCAAGGUGAUACAAGCUGAGUUAACUCGGCUGAGGAGGGAUAAUAAUGCUAAAUGUGACGCUAUCAAAGAUGGGAAAUUGCUUGAGAUUGAUAAAGUUGAAGAGCUAUUACAGAGGCAACAAGGAAAAUAUCAGUUAACAAUUGCAAAACUGCAAACGAGGGUCACAAAAGCUGAGUCACAACUCUCUAGAUUCAUGCAGCAUUUCUAAGUUCUAUCUUGACUAAUGACUUGAUGUUUAUUGUGUUAUUGGUGUUAUCACCCUUAUCAGAUCUUUAGCUGUACAGACAGUUGUGUGAUUUAUAAAUUGUUUUAACUUAUCUAAUGUUAUAAUGACUUAUGACUGACUUUAUCAAAUAUUUUAUUAAUUUUACGUGUAAAUAUUGUAAAUAUUUCAGAGCUAAAAUUAUUGACAAUAGUGUGAAAUGUAGAAUUUAAUAAUCAUUAUAUUAUUUUAGAUGCAUAAACUAUAAAUGUGACAGUAUUUUAUUAAACUGAAGCGUUUUCAUGAUUGUCAACAAUACUUAAACUGUCAGUUGCUUUUGGAGUUUUGGCUAAUAUUUAUUCCCUUGAUGGGCGUUAAUAAUCAAAACUUGUACAUACAAAAAUGUAGUAUUUUGUGCAACAAAUAUUCUUACUGCUAACAGUAGACCACGCAUAUUUUGAAUUCCUUUUAACAAUCACUCCAAUACUUUAG
Molecule: messenger RNA, 4446 nt
Organism: Bolinopsis microptera
Lineage: Eukaryota; Metazoa; Ctenophora; Tentaculata; Lobata; Bolinopsidae
Exons: 2
Coding region: 1687-3960 (757 amino acids)
Cellular component (GO): cytoplasm
Source: RefSeq, a predicted model, not a curated record